Phytophthora nicotianae INRA-310 is the source of this 1181-nucleotide messenger RNA. RefSeq lists its product as hypothetical. Lineage: Eukaryota; Oomycota; Peronosporomycetes; Peronosporales; Peronosporaceae. The transcript has 2 exons. The record is from RefSeq and is a predicted model, not a curated record. Gene Ontology annotation, cellular component: Golgi apparatus; endoplasmic reticulum. Gene Ontology annotation, biological process: peptidyl-L-cysteine S-palmitoylation; protein targeting to membrane. Gene Ontology annotation, molecular function: protein-cysteine S-palmitoyltransferase activity. Bases 230 to 1111 code for a protein of 293 amino acids.
ACGCCAUUUCAUAGAACGUAGAUAGAUAGAUAGAUAGAUAGAGAGAGAGAGAGAGAGAGAGAGAUGAACAGCUAGCUGCUGAAAGAGAGAUUCCAGGGCUAGUGUGAUAGCAAUAUAUACCUUCUUUUUUUUGACGUGGACGCUCUCCACGCCGCUUUUGCCGGUCCAUUGGCUGCAUAUCUAGGAAGCCGUUUUUUGGUGCUGAGGUUCAUAUAACCGUUUCGCGCCCAUGAGCAUCGACAGCGAACAGCGCGGCGUAAGUGCGGCAGCGACGGCUGCCGCUGAGUGCGAGGCCAAGCGAGCCGAGGUGCAGCGUCUGCGAGGACAUCUGGACAAGCUCAGGGCCGGGGAAGACGACGAAGACGCGCUGCUGCUGGCACUCGCUCAACCCGUGAGCACCACCGACCCGCUUUCGUGUCUCUGCUGCUGCAAGUUCAAGCGACUUGGUCAUAGCUACAUUCUGCAUGAACGCCGUGUGGGGUCUGCUGAUGGCACGAAGACCAAACUCGUCAUUGUAGGUCCGCAUUGGAUCGGAGUGUUGGUCACUGUGGGAAUCAUUCUGGUGUCUACAGCCAUGUUCCUCUCUCAGCACGUGGAGACCAUGGCGUGGUAUAACACGUUGAUCACGCUUGGACUUUGCAGCGUGACGCUCUACUAUCUGUUCCAGACAACAUGCACAGACCCAGGUAUUAUCCGUCCACCGCGACAGAAGGAUGUCUCGCAGACUGAAGACGAGAGUGAAGGCAUGGAGCUGGAAGCUGGACAAGCUCCAGUAGUUGAGGGAGCAAUGCUGCCUGCUGAGGCUUUUGGCCCUCGUCGCCCGUCACGACGUCGGUAUUGCGAUAUCUGCGGCAUCGAGCAGGACCGCUCAACGGACCAUUGUGAAGACUGUGGAGUGUGUAUCGCUGGCUAUGACCAUCACUGUCCGUGGAUGGGCAAAUGUAUCGGCCGAGACAACAUGCACGCCUUCAAGAUGUUCAACGUGGCGUGGGUCGUGUACGUUUGCUUUGUGCUGUUCAUCGCCAUCUUGAGCGUCGACUGGGGUCAUACUGCUGUACAAACACUGAAACGCACAGCAUCAGGCGAGUGGGUGCCUACGCGGAGUCCAUAGAGUGACUAGAGCAUUGAAUGCUUGCAAAUAUAUUACUUCUUUGGUUAGUUAACCGCGCCGUUGGCAGCUU